This is a messenger RNA of Ceratitis capitata (Mediterranean fruit fly), 4364 nucleotides long. Its product is annotated as elongation factor-like GTPase 1. The transcript is spliced from 7 exons. Gene Ontology annotation, molecular function: GTP binding; GTPase activity; ribosome binding. Gene Ontology annotation, cellular component: ribonucleoprotein complex; cytosol. Gene Ontology annotation, biological process: cytosolic ribosome assembly. Lineage: Eukaryota; Metazoa; Arthropoda; Insecta; Diptera; Tephritidae. The record is from RefSeq and is a predicted model, not a curated record. The coding region runs from base 179 to 2983 and encodes 934 amino acids.
AUUUCACAUUCUUAUUUGUUGUUGUCGUGUUGCGCUUAUUUACGAAAUACUUGAAAGUAAACAAAACACGUGCAUUCCUUCAUUAUCACUUCGCUUAAUACACCUUCAUUUGUGUUUCUCGUGCAAGAGUAGAAAGUAUUGAAUCUAUAUUUAUUUAACGAAAUAGUUUUGUAUUAAAAUGCCAAUAGCCGAUACAAAUAUCCUGGUGAAACUCCAAAAAGACAUUGAACGUGUGCGUAAUAUCUGUAUUUUGGCUCAUGUGGACCACGGGAAGACCACACUUGCUGACUCACUUGUUGCUAGCAAUGGCAUUAUAUCUCAACGGAUGGCCGGUAAAUUACGUUACCUAGAUACACGUCAAGAUGAACAGGAGCGCGGCAUAACCAUGAAGAGUAGCAGUAUAUCGCUAUAUUACUGUGGGGGUAUGGAGGGGGAAAAAAGUGGGAAGGAGUAUCUCGUUAAUCUAAUUGAUUCACCGGGACAUGUCGACUUUUCCAGUGAAGUCUCGACGGCAGUGCGCUUGUGCGAUGGCGCUAUCGUGGUGGUUGAUGUAGUCGAAGGUGUGUGUCCACAAACGCGCGCAUGCUUGGAGCAAGUUUAUAAGGAGCAGCUAAAACCAGUAUUAGUCCUAAACAAAAUCGAUCGUCUCAUAAUGGAAAUGAAGUUAACACCUUUAGAUGCUUAUUUCCACAUAUGGCAAAUUUUAGAACAAGUAAAUGCAGUGCUUGGAAGCAUCUUCGCUUCCGAUGUGCUAGCAAAGGAGGACAUAACAAAGAAGGAUAACUAUGAGUCCGCAUUAGAGGAUGUUGACGAUUCAAAUUUAUACUUCUCUCCUGAAGCUGGUAAUGUAAUUUUCUGUUCCGCUUAUGACGGUUGGGCUUUCUCUGUGAGUGACUUCGCCAAAACGUAUGCUGAGCGAUUGGAAAUGUCGCAAACCGAAUUAGAGCAAGUUUUAUGGGGAGACUACUUUUACAAUGCGAAGAAAAAAUGCGCCAUUCUGGGUGCGCAAGAAAAGGCUAAGAAACCGAUGUUUGUACAAUUUGUAUUAGAAAAUAUCUGGAGUCUCUAUGAUAUAAUUGCUGUACGUAAAGAUAAAGAAAAAUUGCCGAUAAUCGCUGAGAAGCUCGGCAUAAAACUGCAAGCGCGUGAUUUGCGUGUCGCCGAUCCCAAAGCGCAAAUAAAAACUGUGCUUGGGCAAUGGCUGCCCAUAGAUCGUACUGUCUUAGAGAUGGUGGUGCGUCAUGUGCCAGCACCAAAUGUUAUCUCCGAUGAACGCGCAGAAAGACUUCUGUUUCCGCAAAACGUAGAGCUGAGUAGUUAUUCGAAAGAAACAUUAGUACUUAAGGAUGACUUUAAAAACUGCAAUAGCGAUAGUACGAAUGUCAUUGUAUAUGUCUCCAAGAUGUUACCUGUGCACGUCUCACAACUGCCACAAAAUAAACAAAAACGUUUAACUGAAGAUGAGCUACGCGCCAAACGUGAAGAGGUGCGUCGGCGUAUUGAAGAGCGCAGGCAAGCAGCUGAGAAGACUGAGAUGGAAAAUCUAACUGAAGGCGUGGAAGAGCUGAAUGUAGCGGAAGUUUCAGUUGUAGCUUCAGACCAAUUGGAAAACCAAACAGAGUCGAAACCAGAAGAAGUCGAAAAAUCUGAUUAUGUUUUUGUUGCUUUCGCACGUAUAUUCAGUGGCACGCUAAAACCGGGCAUGCGUUUAUACAAUCUAACGCCUAAACAUGAUCCAAGAAAUAAGGAUCACCUUAGCCUGGACUCGCCCUAUGUAAGCGAAGUGACGAUAAGUGAUUUGUAUAUGUUUAUGGGUGGCGAAUUGCAAGCGCUCGAUGAGGUACCGGCUGGUAAUAUUGUCGGCAUUGGCGGCUUAGAUCAAGAUAUUGUUAAAACUGCAACAUUGAGUAGUACCAUCAACUGUACUUCAUUUAGCGAAUUGAAUGUAAUGGCCACUCCUAUUCUGCGCGUAGCUAUCGAACCUGUGAAUCCACAAGAUCUACCUAAACUGGUGAAAGGGCUUAAAUUGUUGAAUCAGGCUGACGCAUGCGUACAAGUUUCCGUGGCGCCAACAGGUGAACACGUCAUCACCACACUCGGGGAAGUGCAUGUAGAGAAAUGUGUACGCGAUUUGGAGGAAAAUUAUGGGAAAAUCAAAGUCAACGUAUCCGAGCCAAUAGUUUCAUUCCGCGAGACAAUAGUGCCCGAAGCCACAGUGGAUAUGGUCAAUGAAGCUAUAGUAAAAACUGCCACAGACAAGGAUAUAAGCAAGAAGAUUAUUACGCUCCAAACCGCCAAUAAGAUGAGCACACUCCGCAUAGUAGCGCUGCCGCUGCCACAAGCCGCUGUUGAUUUACUGGAAAAGCAUUUAAGCCUCUUUAAAGAGUUGGCUGCGAACACGAAAGGUGUUGGUGUAUCUGAAAAAUACGCCACGCUUAUAACGCAAAUAAAAACGCAGCUUUCUAAAACCUUGACUGAGUUUGAACUUAAAGGUUUAUCAACGUUAACAGCAACAGAGCUCGUUGAACGAAUUUGGGCACUUGGUCCUCGUAAUUGUGGCACAAAUAUCUUGUUAAAUUUGUCUGACUACGAACAACCUAAUAUUUGGCAAUCUCUAAUGCAGCAAUGCGAUAAUGAAAAUGCUACUAAAGCGACGAGCGAUGUUCGUCGCGAUUAUAACAGUUCAUUUGUUAACGGUUUCCAAUUAGUAACUGGUGCUGGACCACUUUGUGAAGAGCCAAUGCAAGGCGUGGCAUUUGUUGUGCUCGAGUGGUCCGUGGCGCUGGGGGAAGACCUCAAUUCCAAGUCUUAUGGACCUUUUUCUGGGCAAGUGCUGACAGCAUCGAAAGAAUCAUGUCGCAUGGCAUUCCAAGCACAACCACAACGUUUAGUCAGCCCUAUGUACAGCUGUAAUAUUGUGGUGAAUGCAGAAGUUUUAGUCGCUCAUACGAGUAUGCGAGUACAAAAUUUUUCCCACUUCUGAAGUUCAAGUGAUCAACCUCUUCAAAAUCAACUCAAGCACAGCAGCGGAAAUGUCACUUUCUACUCAAUCUCCGCAACUUCACAAUCUCAACUUGAACUGCAAUGUAUAAUAAACAACAGCAAGCGUCGAGUCGGAGAAAAAUCCACAAACAACACAAAAAUCAAUAGUGAAUGACAGAAAUUGCAUUUGAAAGAAAAAAAGCAACGAACACAUGACAUGAAAGCAAUCGAGACUGCAACGAGCGAAAAUAGCAAAAAAGGGUGUAGCGAAAAGAACGUGGUCGUAAAAAAGAAACCAACGACAGACAGCGCACGAGUGGUCGAAAAAAAGAAAACGCGGAAAAAUCACCGAAAUGCAAAUAAGUACCGUUUUAUCAAUAAAUAAAAAAAAAAGUAGGAGAGCCCACUGCUAGUAGUAGCGAGAAAAUCAAAUAGUGCAAAUAAUGGUUAGUAACUGUAGGUAUGCACGAGCACUUGAGCCUGUACUACAAUAAGAGUACGACGAGUAUGUUGGAUGUGAAAGCUCAUGGUGUAUUUACAGAUGCGCUCAAGCAACUUGAGAAUCACAAACUUUAUUUGAAACUGAAUUUGUACGAAUUUGAGGUUAUCUAUUUGUAUAACUGUGCAUACACGUUCCUACAUACCUACGUGUAUGUACAAGCAUUAAGGUCCCUGCUAGACACUCGUUGGUAAUUGAGAGCGCGCACGUUCACUCGCCCGUUCAUUUACUUUUCCGCUGUCUUGCCAACAACCCACCCAGCUGACAAUGUCAGACACGACUUUAUCGCUGCCGUGAGACAACAACAACAACUACAGCAACAACAAAAAAAACUAACUGCAACAGAAACUCAACGAUAGUAACACCAAUUGCCAACCGAAUAGAUUGAGUGUUGUCUGUCGUUAAACGAAAAAUCGUAAAAAUAAAAAUCAAUAAAGUUUGCAAAGCAGAAAAAAUAACGAAGAAACUAAAAAAAGAAACAUUUUAAAAACAACAUAUACUAUAGUCAGCCACUGCUUGAACUCUAACCCCGUUAUAUGCGGCGCAAUUGAAAUGGUUUGCCAUAAAAAAAGACUCUGCGAAAAUAACAUUGCAACGAAAAGAGAAAAUCGAAACUUUGAUUUUCGUCGCAGGAAAAAAGCAGAAAGUGUUUGUUGAAGCACUGGCAGGCGAGUUCAAAGGGGCAUAUCAGAGGGUGUGGGUAGUAUGUGUGUGUGUGGGUUGAAGAAACAUUUUAAUAUGCAAUUCGUGCAAAUUUGUGGCAAAAGUCGUAUUGCACUAUUAGCGACUACUACAAAUCUGUAUGGGAACAUUUUGGCAAACUAAGCUAAGCUGCUUUGUUUGCUAUUUGCUAUAUAUUUGGGUAAAUAGUAAAAAUGAAAAC